Messenger RNA from Mercenaria mercenaria, 2740 nucleotides. RefSeq lists its product as uncharacterized. The transcript has 3 exons. NCBI's taxonomy places the organism in Eukaryota, Metazoa, Mollusca, Bivalvia, Venerida, Veneridae. The record is from RefSeq and is a predicted model, not a curated record. Bases 220 to 642 code for a protein of 140 amino acids.
GCACAUAGGGGCAUUAACUGAUAGUCCUCAGCUGUAGACUGAUUAGUGGAUUUGGACUAGAGUUGUAUAUUUUUGUAAUAAGAAAAUAUUUUGAUACAAACGCUUCAUUGAAAAUAAUGUUUAAUGGAUGACAGUCUGUGGACUUUUAAUGAAGAGUGAACUAACAAAAAUGACUGAAGUUUCGCCGUAAUCAAACUCUUGCCCUGGUGGAUAGUUAACAUGAAACCGGGAAUAAAGGUUAUUCUCCUGCUGUCCGGCUGUUUUGAAUCUAUUUUAGUAGGAAACGCUUUAAAAUGCUGGAAAUGUAUUGCUCACGAUUGCGAUUCUGAUCUCGAGGACAAUUACAAGGCAACCAAGGUCAAAUGUCAGGAAGGUCACAGAUGUAUGAAAGUUCGAUACAGAAUGUUUGACAAUGUUACACACUAUGACUCUGUGAUACGCACAUGUACUGAUAAUACAUGUGACACUUCUUCUAAAGACGAGUUCCUUUCUUGUGUAACCACACCUACCAAAUACAUGAUUGGAGGUUGCACGUUGCGCUCAUGCUGUGACGACAGAGACCUAUGUAAUUCAUCUGAUUUAAUUUUACGGAUGCCGUGUAUGCCAGUGUUAGUAGUACUUGCUUUACAAUUGUUUAGGUAAGGCCACACCAAAUUGAUAAGUUGUUCAUCGGAUUUUUUUCUGAAAAAUUUGAGGCGGCGAGCGAAAAAAUAAUUUAAAUAUUUUUUUUUUUGUUUUUGAUAAAAUCAGGAGCGAGCGAAGAGCGAAGAAAUAUAUUUGUCUUCAUUUGGCUCUCGACUGACUAAUAAAAACCCUAAAAUAGAAUGUAUAGCCCUUUUAAAGUAAAAAGUAAGUCCCCAGGGAUUGAGAAAAUCUAACCCGCAGACGCACAACAAAGCGAACUCGUGAAAAAAGGUUAUAACAUUGUCAUACAGUACACUGUAAUCAAAUAUCGAUUCGAAUAUUUACUGCUAUGAAAAUGUAGCAUUCUUAGCUGACUUUACAAAGUUUUUGAUACAUCAAAUAUCACAUCAAAUAUCUAUGUGAGUGUUGCUAGAUCUAUUAAAGCUUCUGAUUUGAAACUUAGAACAGUUAUUUACUGUCAAAGUCUACACCAGGAGAAACAAUACUCUGAAUCUAGACAGAGUUAUGCCCCUUUUUAACAUAGAAUAUUUUUAAUUAAGUUUUAUAUAAUGACCAAUAGCUAUAUGUACUUUAAUAGCUUCUGACUAUUAUGCCCCUUUUACUGGCAAAGCGCUGAUUUAGAAAAGUCGUGCAUGAUGUGUUAUGUACAGCUCUUUUUUCUAACUUUAAACUUUAAUAACAUAUUAAAUUUGUUGAAACAAAGUCUCAUUUAAAGUCUGAAAUGGAGAUUAACGUGCAUUAACAUUAGUCUACUAAAUGAAUGGAAAAUUUGAAAAUCAAAACUGUCCUGAAAACAACUCGUAAUCUAAAUUCCUUACCCCACCAACUUUCGUAUGCAAAUGCUGAUCAUUUGGACAGGAAAAAACAGAAAACAGAUAAGUGACAUGCAUCAAUAAGUAUUUACCCUUACCAAAAUAAUGUAGAUUGAUGUUAUCAAACAAAUUAGUAUGUUUUUCUUCAUCCAGUUUUCAAUGAAAUAAAUCGAUUUUUGUAGUAAUUUGGUAAACAUUUGAAGAAAAUGGCGUAACUGCAUAAAGUGGAAAUAACUUUAAUGCAACUAAAUAUAAGUAUUAUGAUUUAUUAUAGACGAUGUGUGCGUAGUAUGUAUUUAUUUCAUUUAAAAUUUGAGAACAAUCUGGGACUGGAAGUAUAGGCAUUUAUAAACUUAUACGUCCGUAAAAAGUAGCGCACCAAAAAAGUUUGGAUUGAAUUUUUUUCAAUGGGGCGAGCGCAAGCCAAAAACAAACAAAAAUAUUUUUUUGGUGUUUCUGAAAAUAUACGAGCGGCAAAUCCGAUGAACAACUUUUUAAUUUGGUGAGGCCUAAAUAAUUCAUACUAUAAAAACGAAAACGAAAACGAAAACGAAAAUUACAUUAUUUUUGCAUUCUGUAAUGUGUAGCUUGAUGGUGGCGUCGAUAUCGACGAAGAUAUUCUUCCAGGAUAAAGUAUUUUGAUGACGAGGAUUUCAGAUUUCCGCUUGCAUGAGUUAAUGACUUCUACCAUACAAACGCUGGUGAUAACGUAUGGUUUCUUAAUGAACCUACAUAUCUGAAUGUCAAACGCCACUCCUUUGCUUACGUUUCACAUGGUAUAAUAUUGCUGUGUAGCUGGUUGCCCUUAGAUACGUGAAUUCUUCUAAAAACUAGUUCAAGGUUUUACUAAAUUUGUUCUGUGUAUGCUGACACGUAAAUGAAUCAAAAAGAAGUUUUAUAAGAAACCUACAAUUAAAAUGCAUAGUAACUUUCACAAUGACUUAAUCAAUAGGCUGUCUUAUUUCAACAUCGACCAUUUCUUAGAACUUCCACCUAAAAUAAUGAUAAUUUCGAUGUAUCAAAGCUGCAUUUAUAUUAUUUAUAUAUUUGAAAUUUUUUUCAUGACAUAUUGCACUCUCAAAUGGCAGUCACUAGUUGAUGGAUUGGUGUGUUUAUGAUAAACAGAAAAAUUUAGUAAAGAUAGGAAGAUGGGUUACUUUUGCUCUUGUCUCAGGGAUGCUACGCAUUGUUUGUACAAACGGGACGCUGAUUGUAAUUUAAAAUGCAACAUAACUUGAACCCCAUUCAAGGUAUUUACUAGAAACUUGAAUGGUGUAUAAGUU